AUGAGCCGUGCUGGGAGUGCUGCAGCUGUCGCGCGCCGCGACGAUGCGGCGCCCGUGGCGCCCGAAGCGGCGUCGAUGACGCUCAGUGACAAGGACCGCGAGAUGCUCGCAAUGGAAGCAGAAGAGAUCACGUCGGUGCAAAUUGACGGCCUCGUGAUGAUGAAGAUUGUGAAGCACUGCAAAGACAGCCAUGCAGCGAACGGCAGCAAUGCCUGGGGCACACUUCUCGGAAUGGAAAUGGCGGGUGUACUCGAGGUGUCGAACGUGUUUGGUCUCCCUGGCGCGCGCGCUGAGCGCGGCGAGGAGGAGGAGCGCAGCACCAAGUCGUCGAUGCAGUACAUGGCCGAGAUGCUCCGUAUGCUCUGCCAGGUGAGUGCCGACGUGAACCCUGUCGGUUUGUACCACGGGAGCUUUUUGGGCCCCUUCCUCAACACGAGCAUCGUCGACGGGCUCAACACGCUCUCGAUGCUCAUGGAGCGCGAAGGACACCAUGGGCGCGGCAAGGCCGUCCUGCUCGUGCACGACUACGCGCAGCUUGCCGAGGGCAAUGCGGCGCUGAAGGCGUACCGCCUCGCGCCCGCAUUCUUGGAUGCAUACCGCCAGGGCAAGUUUACGGCACAGAGCCUUGCGGAGCACAAGCUGACAUUCGCGAAUGUGCUCGUCGAAAUCCCGGUGCAUGUGCGCAACACGGCGCUACUGGACGCCUUUGUCGCGACGCUUGCUACGGAGAAUGCGCCAGCGCCGCGCCUCGUCCCACAGUCGUCCCGGGAUCGCCUUGCGGCGCCGCUCGAUAUGCAUGUGCCGCCCAGCUACCUCGAUCUGCAUCUCGCACUCGAGCCUGUGCUUGUAUCUACGGUCGACUCGACGCUCGAUGCUGCUGAGAGCUACGCGGCUGAGGCAGGCAACGUCGGGUACCAGGCCCGGCAGAUUGCCCGCGAAAAGGCGCGCGCCGAAGCAUUUGUAGCGCGCCGCCAGCAAGAAAAUGCGACCCGUCAGGCCGCCGGUCUUGCGCCGCUCCCGCUCGACGACGUAAAGAAAUUGUUCAAGAUCCCUGCCGAGCCGAACCGCCUCGAGUCGCUGCUCCUGCUCAACCAGCUCGACGCUGCUGCGAAGCGCCUCGCCGAUACCGCCUCGGUCGGUGUUGUGCAGCUCGAGGCAGCGCGCACGAGCACCGCCUAG
Molecule: messenger RNA, 1179 nt
Organism: Malassezia sympodialis ATCC 42132
Lineage: Eukaryota; Fungi; Basidiomycota; Malasseziomycetes; Malasseziales; Malasseziaceae
Cellular component (GO): eukaryotic translation initiation factor 3 complex; cytoplasm
Molecular function (GO): metallopeptidase activity; protein binding; translation initiation factor activity
Source: RefSeq, a predicted model, not a curated record